Molecule: messenger RNA, 426 nt
Organism: Ambispora gerdemannii
Lineage: Eukaryota; Fungi; Glomeromycota; Glomeromycetes; Archaeosporales; Ambisporaceae
Source: the annotation of a GenBank genome assembly
AUUACUGACAUAAGAGCCGAAGCUAGAGAAAAAAUAGUUAGUGUCGAUUUAAUGGUUGAAUACAUACCUCGAGAAGGACAUUCUGGUAGUUUGCACGUUUCAAUUGGACGGCUAGUCGACGAAAUAAUCUUGUCUAGUGUCGUUGGCAUGAUCGACGCACCGCUUUUACACAUUACAGCUCUGAUUUCAUGGCACAGAUCAACUCAGGAAUUACUUCGGAGAGAGGAAGUUUCAGCCAGUUCAUCAUUACCAGUAAAAUCUCAGUUAUCUACUCCAUCACCUAUCGAGGAUCACUCUGAUAAGGAGGAAGAUAUUACUCCUAAUUGCUUACCCGAACUAGAACAUAUCUUGACAAGAUCUGAAUCUAAAACAUCUGUAACCUCUUUGCCACGAGAAUUAUCGAUGACGAUUCAGCUGAGACCCUAG